UUCGUUCACAAAACCCUAGCACGCGGGCGCAGCCAGUCCUCUCCCCAAAGCUUCUGGAGACAUCUUCUCGUCUCCCUCCCGCCGUCGCGUUCGCGUCCUCUUCGAAUCGAGUCGAGAAGCGCCGCGAUCGAACCAACGCAUGGCGGACAAGGAGCCCGUCGCCGUGCGCCCCGAGGCGGCCGAGGAGGAGGACGACGCCUCCGCCGCCACCGCCGCCGCCGCCGCGGGGGAGGAGGAGGACACGGGCGCCCAGGUGGCCCCCAUCGUGCGGCUCGAGGAGGUCGCCGUCACCACCGGCGAGGAGGACGAGGAUGUACUCCUCGAUAUGAAAGCAAAGCUCUACAGGUUCGACAAAGACGGGAACCAGUGGAAGGAGCGUGGCACGGGCACUGUCAAGCUCCUAAAGCAUAAGGAGACCGGCAAGGUCCGCCUCGUCAUGCGCCAGGCCAAGACGCUAAAGAUCUGCGCCAACCACCUUGUGGUCUCGACCACGAAGAUGCAGGAGCACGCCGGCAGCGACAAGUCGUGCGUCUGGCACGCUGCGGAUUUCGCUGAUGGUGAGCUUAAGGAGGAGAUGUUCGCUAUCCGGUUCGGUUCUAUAGAGAACUGCAAGAAGUUCAAGGACUUGGUCGAGGAGAUUGCUGAGUCUCUUGCAAAGGAUGAAAGCAAGGUCAAUGAAGAUGGUUCGUCCACAGCAGGAUUGCUGGAGAAGCUCACCGUAAGUGAGAACAAAUCUGAGGAAGGUGUGAAGGGGGAAUCCACAGAAUCUGGCAAGGAGGCAGAAACCAAAUCCGAGGCUACCCCAUCUGAGUAGUGGUACUGCACACUGCAAAGAAGAUUGCCCAGUGGCGAGUCAGUUUGUCUGUCCUUCUCGCAAGUGAAAGUUUGGUACUCGGUACCCAUGAAAUAUGCUGCUAUCCUUUGGGGUGAGUCGGAGCAGAGUCAUUGAGUCAUCUUCUAAAGCGCGCUCCUGUCUGGGUAGCCUCCAUUGUUUUAAAAGGUUACCGUUCCUGAGUUCAAGGUUGGCGUUUGGAUUUGGUCUGGUCUGGGCUUGGUUUUGUUAAAAACUUGAAGUUCAUUGGUAUGAGUUGGAAUGUUUGGUAUGUGAGUUUGCAGGUAUUUCGCUGCAUGGAUCGUUAUGGACUGCGUUAUAUUAUGAUACAUGUGUUAUACUAUUUA
Messenger RNA from Panicum virgatum (switchgrass), 1179 nucleotides. Its product is annotated as ran-binding protein 1 homolog a-like. Gene Ontology annotation, biological process: nucleocytoplasmic transport. NCBI's taxonomy places the organism in Eukaryota, Viridiplantae, Streptophyta, Magnoliopsida, Poales, Poaceae. Gene Ontology annotation, molecular function: GTPase activator activity. The record is from RefSeq and is a predicted model, not a curated record. Gene Ontology annotation, cellular component: cytoplasm; nuclear pore. The transcript is spliced from 4 exons. Bases 140 to 814 code for a protein of 224 amino acids.